AUGGAUCUUUUGCAAGGUACAAGGCGCGACUUGUGGCAAAUGGUCAUAGUCAAUGACCUGGGUGACCAGAUAAUGUACUUGCUUCUAUAUGUGGAUGAUAUUGUCUUAACUGCUUCAUCCAAUGGUCUUCUUUGGCACCUUAUUGCUUCUCUUCGUUCAGAGUUCUCCAUUACAAACUUAGGGGCUCUAAACUAUUUUCUUGCUAUUGCUGUCACCCAGAUUCUUAACCGAGUCGGUAUGCUUCAUUGCAAACCUGUCCGGACCCCGACAGAUACAUCCGCCAAGUUUGAUGGUACUGGCCCACCUGUUUCGGAUCCGACUUUAUAUCGUAGUUUGGCUGGUGUGCUUCAGUACUUGACGUUUACUCGUCCAGAUAUUACUUGUGAUGUUCAGCAGGUCACAUUGGAUCAUGGUCUUCAGUUAUACGUUUCUCCAUCUUGGGGUCUUAUUGCUUAUUCUGAUGCAGAUUGGGUAGGUUGUCCGUUUACACAGCGCUCCACUUCCGGUUAUUGUGUGUUUCUUGGUCAAAAUCUUCUCUCAUGGUCGUCCAAACGACAAGGCACGAUUUCUCGCUCUAGUGCCGAAGCCGAGUAUUGGGGUGUUGCCAAUGCUGUUGCUGAGACAUGUUGGCUUCGCAAUCUAUUACAUGAGUUACUUUAUCCCCCUCUCACUGCUACCUUAGUUUACUGUAAUAAUGUUGUUAUGGGUCAGAUUCGUGUUCUUCAUGUCCCCUCUUCAUCCCAGUAUGCUGACAUUUUUACCAAAGGUUUACCGUCUGCAUUGUUUCUUGAUUUUAGAUCUAGUCUAAACGUCUGA
Molecule: messenger RNA, 816 nt
Organism: Lactuca sativa (garden lettuce)
Lineage: Eukaryota; Viridiplantae; Streptophyta; Magnoliopsida; Asterales; Asteraceae
Source: RefSeq, a predicted model, not a curated record